Molecule: messenger RNA, 1092 nt
Organism: Eurytemora carolleeae
Lineage: Eukaryota; Metazoa; Arthropoda; Copepoda; Calanoida; Temoridae
Product: integrator complex subunit 12
Exons: 13
Coding region: 147-1055 (302 amino acids)
Biological process (GO): snRNA 3'-end processing
Cellular component (GO): integrator complex
Source: RefSeq, a predicted model, not a curated record
UUUUCUUAAACUAUGGUGUAUAUAUGAAAUUUUUUUACAAAAAAAUGGGAGUAGGCUGAAAUAUAAAUUUUGCACAACAUAAGUUGUCAGUUUUGCAAAUUUACGAUUUAUGGUUUCGUCAUACUUACUUCUUCUUCGAUACUUCUAUGUUGACUCCUAGAAAUCCAGUGAAAAUUUUUUACAACAUGUCUGCAACGGCUCUGGAUCCAACGUUUGUAAAAGCGCUUCGGCUUCUGCAGUCAAAAUCUAAGGAUUCAACAGCACAGUUGCGAGCUAUGCUUGAUGAAGCCAUUGCUGUCAGGAAAGGAUCUGGUACACCCCGCACAUCAAGAUCUCCAACAGGGUCCAACUCCAAAGAGACAAGUAGAUCUGUGAGCCGGGAGAGACCGUCAGAUAAAGAAAGGAAGGAAGCGGAAAAACGAAAGGACCUGGAUAGGUUGAGAGCAGAUUUGAUAAAGUUGGAUCCUAAACAUGAAUCAAGAUCAGAAUCUAAACGUCCAAGAUCACCAAGUUCAAAUGAGUCCCCUGGUAGUCCUGUAGGGAGUGAGAGUAGUCAGGGAGAGUUUGUAGAUCUUCAGAUGAAUAUUGAACUGGAUUGUACCUGCGUGGUUUGUAAAUCAUUUAACCAGGAGAGCAAUAAUAAACUCAUGGAGUGCUCUUCCUGUCAGAACCUAUAUCAUCAGGAAUGUCAUGAUCCUCCUGUCUCUAACUCUGAAGCCUCGGAUCCUCGCCUAAUCUGGAACUGUAGCAGAUGCUCAAGGACUAAUCCCACUAGUUCUAGUUCUAGCCGAUCCACCUCUGUAGAGAAAACUGGCGGAAAACCUGAACUAAAAUCCUCUAAAUCCAGUAGCUCCAGCUCCAGCCAUAAAUCCAGCAAACAUCAUAAACCUUCACCAAGCAAAGCAUCGAAGCAUAAAUCUGGACACUCAAGUCAUUCGUCUUCGGCAAGUCUCACUUCCGGUUCAGGUUCUAUACAAAUGACGGAGGCGCAGAAGAGACUAAAACUUAUGAAGAAACAAGCUGCAGCAUCCCUUGGGAAAAAGAAAAGCAAAUGAGAGGUUCAGGAUCAAAGAUGAAGAAUAUUAUUAUCAA